This is a messenger RNA of Cantharellus anzutake, 734 nucleotides long. RefSeq lists its product as uncharacterized. The record is from RefSeq and is a predicted model, not a curated record. The transcript is spliced from 4 exons. Bases 139 to 618 code for a protein of 159 amino acids. NCBI's taxonomy places the organism in Eukaryota, Fungi, Basidiomycota, Agaricomycetes, Cantharellales, Hydnaceae.
AAAUCGGCUGGGGCUUGGCAGGAGUGUUUGAGUGAGGCUAAAGGCUGGCUGAGCCGCGUGCAUGGAUUGCUCGUCUUCCACAGACUUGCAGGUUUCUUCUGGACCUACACUCAGUUUCGACAGGUCAAAGCGCAGCCGAUGAAGAAACCCCUACACCCCAUCGUCACCCCGCUGAUGGCAACUCCACUUCAUGGGCCUCAUAUCCCAGAGGUCCAAGCGCCUACUGGCUUGCCCGAUGGUUCUAUCACAGCCUUUCCAGCGAGCUAUAUUGGCACUGUGUCAGCUGUUAAUCGGCCUCCCUACGCGUUUCCCGUGGCGGUAUCCGCGCAUGGUGGCACCCUCGAUGGAGAAUCGCUGAAACUCCAAAUCCAAACCUCAUUUCCUGUUCAAGGUUUAGGAGCAGGGUCCUCUUCCAUUGACCCUACCCUGUCCGACAUGAUGCCGCCCUUCUUCCAUCCUGGUCCCUUUCACAUCGUCAAUCCGGCACCGAUUGUUGCUGCGCUCGAAACUCCUGAUCAUUCACAGGAUAGGUGGUCGGAGACAAACUCAAAUGAGGAUGUUGCCUACUCGCUUCGAGGCCUGGCUCAGAAGCUAGGAUACUGCCUUGUCCCUCUCUGAGUCGACGUGGACAGUGGUGAUUCUUCCAGAUUAGGAGAUAUACUGUACGUUCUAAUAUAAUUCGUGUUACCUGAUCCCAAGAUUCACCGCUUCUCUUCCCGGAGUAAAUGUAAUUU